Messenger RNA from Megalopta genalis, 2740 nucleotides. RefSeq lists its product as uncharacterized. The record is from RefSeq and is a predicted model, not a curated record. NCBI's taxonomy places the organism in Eukaryota, Metazoa, Arthropoda, Insecta, Hymenoptera, Halictidae.
GCGUCGUCCACUCGCAAUCGCGGAUGCCGCAACAGUUGCACGGAAGACCCACGAAUUUUCUUAACCGCGUCGCGCAUCCUCCUCGCCGCGCAUCAAUCCCCGCCUGCCAUAAUAAUGGACUGACAACCUGGCGGAGGCAGAAACCGUUCGCCUGGACAGCAGAGUGUUGAUCUGCGGGGCCAUCUUCUGCGGCCUGUUGAUCCUCGUCGCGAUCGUGAUCGUCGUGCUGCUGGUGUUCAAGCCGAUCUACAUCCUGGAGAUGUAGAGCCUCCUCUUCGCUGCAUCGAAGCGCCGACAAUAAUCGAGGAAGAUCCAAAGAAACAAUCCCGGAGAAGACGAUAGAACCCGCGAAGAGAUCGGCGGAAGAUGUCGAAGACCGCGGGUAUAGUCUUCGUAGCCCUGUGCCUGGCGGCCUCGGCGCACGGCCAGGGCUCGCUGCUGACUAUGUCGCAGGAGUUAUGGUCGAAGCUGCUGUCGGGCGGCUUCUCGAAGGCGGGCAAGCUGGACCCGUUGAGGGUGCCGGUGAUCAAGGUGGACCAGUCGGAGGGCGACACGAGUUACAGGAUCAUCUUACGUAACGUGGAGAUCACUGGGUUGAAUGGUUCGACGGUGGAGAGCAUCCACAUAGCUAAAGGAAGAUUGAAGUCGAAUUUGAGCGAGCUGGAGGCCGGGUACGUCAGCUACAGCGACCUGAGGGACCUGGACGCGAUCCGGUACCGAUUUCACACUCUGAUCAAGGAGCCGAAGCUGCAGAACGAGAGUUUCGAGGCGAUCGUCUCCGCUACGAAUCAGGAGAGCAGGUUCAAGGCUGCUACGCGCGAGCAGGAGAGCCGAUUCGAGAGGCUGAGGCAGUACGAUCCCUUCCUGAUGAAGAUCCAGGCCGACCGGAUGCGGGAGCACGUCGAUCAGGAGGAAGAGAACGCUUCUAGGGAGUCGAAUUAUGGGGGAUUCAGCAUGGAGGGUGCCAGGGUUGUCUCCAGGCCCGAGGUUGCCCGCAUGAUCAUCGGCCAGAAGUACCCGUCGGACGUGCAGACGGUGUACGCUUUGAACGCUCAGGCGGACCCGCGGGCACAGAACUAUCGGGCCAAGGAGAACGAUGGAGAGAGACCUGGGUACCAAGAGGGCGGUCGGGUCGGGUCAGAAUCAGGUACCACGGCAUAUCAAGAGAGCGGUCGACUCGGGUCGGAAUCAGGUACCACGGGAUAUCAAGAGAGCAGUCGAUUUAAACCUGGAUCUAGUCCUUCAGGGUACCAAGAAAGCGGUCGAUUCAGGUCGGAAUCAGGUACCACGGGAUAUCAAGAAAACAGUCAAUUCAAGCAAAGACCUAGCCCUUCAGGUUAUCAAGAAAGCAGUCAAUUUAGACCAGGAUCUAGCCCUUCAGGGUACCAAGAAAGCGGUCGACUCAGGUCAGAAUCAGGUACCACAGGGUAUCAAGAGAGCAGCCGAUUUAUACCAGGUUCUAAUCCUUCAAUUUAUCGAGAAAACAGUCGAUUCAGGUCAGAAUCAGGUACCACAGGUUAUCAAGAAAGCAGCCAAUUCAGACCAGAAUCUAGUUCUUCAGGGUACCAAGAAAGCAGCCAAUUCAGGCCAGAAUCUAGUUCUUCAGGGUACCAAGAAAGCGGUCGCUUCGGUGACAGAAAGGACGAAGGGGGUUACAAGGACGUUCAAUCGCAAAGAAGAGCCGGCUACGAAGCCAGAGGGGAAGGAGGACGCUACGAGGAUGUUAGAUCGCAGGGAAGGGAAGCUUAUGGCGGUAGAAGGGUCGGUGAUAGGUACGAGGACGGUCAGACCGCGGCAUCCGAGAAUUUCGAGAGCAAGGUUAAAGGACCAGGGGAGCCGGUGUACCAAGGGCGCAUAGAGAAGCAGCCUGGUUACAUCGAUAUCGUAUACGCGGAUGGACAGAACGACGGCAGCAUGAAGCGAUUUGGAAACAGGAGGAUCGAGUCGAAGGAGAACGCUCGCGUUUAUGGCGUUAAGGAGAUUCCUAAGGAUGUUCUCGAGAAGAAGAAGAUGCUGGCCUACAACUGCACCGAUGGCGAGCCCCUGACAAAGAGAAACGACGCCGUCAAGGCCGCCCUGGAAGCAAAGACCUUGAAAAAUCUGGACAGAUACGCGAAGAACUACCAGGAGAAGCAAGGCUUCUUCGAGGAAGGAAUGCAGUUGGUGUACCAUUACGGAGGAAUGGGCAACGACACUGUGGACGGCAAGGGUGCUCCAGGGUCGCGGCAGAAGCGCGCCUCGAAAGACAACGAGACCGACGACGACGUGAUGCACGUGAUUUUGAAAAUACGCGCGCCGAAUCUUCGCAUCAAGUCCGAUUACGAGUUGACCGGCAAAGUGGGCAAAGAACUGGUGCGAGGAAAUGGACGACUCAAUGGAAACUUCACCGAACUGGUGGGAGACUUCACCAUAGAACUGAAAAAAACUAAGGACCAAGGUGCGCUGAUGGUGCGAGCGGCCAGGAGCAAAUUGAGGGCGAAGGAUCAAAGGGUUGACUUCCAGGGGAUGGACGAGAAAGGGCCGGUGAAGUCGAUUCUCAGUCAUGGUCUGAUGGCCGCAGAAGCGGUCGCCGCCAUGCUGGCCGACGAUCUGGCGACCAAGGCGCUCAACGACAAAUCGGCGGACGCGAUGAUCUACAGAAUGUACAAAAACCUGCCGGUCAGAUCAUAGAGAGAGAGAAAGAGAGAGAGAGAGAGAGCUCGACGCGCAGCAGCUGGACUUCUUUAUUUUCUAUUUCGAC